CUGACUAGUGACUGACUGCUUAUCUUCACGUGGCACGCGUGCACGAGCUGUGAAAGUCACUUUUUCUUUGUUUUCUAGAUUCUUGGUUUUGUUCAAAUCGUUCUUCAUGCGUUGAGGGGUAGAUCUACACCGGAGAAAUUUGCAUUGAAUUAGUAAGUAGUCUGCGUGACCUCGGAAGUCUGCAGUAACAGUUCCUAAAACCUCGGACAUUCGCAAAUGCUAUAGUACAGGUGUACUGCUCUCGCGGUGGUGACUUAGUCUCCCCGUAUUGAAUCAUGUCGACGCGCAUGACAUUCUACUAUUGCUGCCUCCUGUGGAGCAUAGCAGCUAAUACAGUGUUGGCCACCCCGCUCAAGGCGAGGGAGUCCAGGCGAGCGGCAAGGCGAGUACCGACCCUGGAGGACACGACUACGUGUACCAUGCCACCCAAGGAACUGACCGUACCAGCCAGACAAUUUAGCUUUGAUGACGAGGAUGGGCACUCCAUAGAGAUUGAAUGGCUUGGUAAAAACGGCAAGACAAAAGUUGUUUUGUGUACAAACGGCAAGUUUGGUCAAGAUCUGCUUCAUCACUAUGGAGAAGUACGGAUAGUGGUUGUACUACAGCAAUGAUACGUACAAGUUGAGCAACAGUAUCAUUCGAUCGUCCAGCGGCCCUCUGAAGAGUCCCAGUGAUCCCACCGCGUAAGUGUCCCGGCACA
Molecule: messenger RNA, 700 nt
Organism: Sycon ciliatum
Lineage: Eukaryota; Metazoa; Porifera; Calcarea; Leucosolenida; Sycettidae
Exons: 4
Coding region: 276-611 (111 amino acids)
Source: RefSeq, a predicted model, not a curated record